AUGUCGGGGCCGAAGGGGCUGGUGGAGCAGCAGCGUCAGUGCAAACGUGGCUACUUCAGGGAAGCCGUGAGCACCAGGAAGAUGUGUGGCAUGAGAGGGAGGAGCCCGUCGCUUGAACGUCGGACGGCACGUGAGGAGAAUGAGAAGCACGAGAAACUCCGCCUGGAGAGGGAGCAGGAGCAGAAGGUGGCCGGCAAGGCCAGCGUGCCACGGGCGAACAGUGCCAUUCCCCCGGAGGAGCCCCGGAGCGAACUGCUGCCCCAGCCUCACCAGCCCCUGCAGCACCCGGGAGCACCCCCACAGCUCGGUGCUCUGAAGUUGGCUCCAGCAGAAGACACGAAACCAAAUGAGCAGAAGAAGAGACCUGGAGGGGUUGGGACCAGGGAAGUACAUAAUAAAUUGGAGAAGAACAGACGUGCGCAUUUGAAAGAAUGCUUUGAGACAUUAAAACGCAACAUCCCCAACGUAGACGACAAGAAGACCUCAAACCUCAGCGUCCUAAGGAGUGCCUUGCGAUACAUCCAGACUUUAAAGAGAAAGGAAAAAGAAUAUGAACACGAGAUGGAGCGGCUGGCAAGAGAGAAGAUUGCUACCCAGCAGCGACUGGCAGAAUUGAAGAACGAGUUGAGCCAGUGGAUGGACAUCUUGGAGAUUGACAGAAUUAUUCGACAGACCGUUCAGCCAGAGGAUGACCAGGCAUCUACCUCGACAGCAUCAGAGGGUGAAGACAACAUGGAUGAAGACAUGGAAGAUGACAGGCCAGUGAACUCAUUACCAAAACUAACCCAGCGCCAGCACCCAGAACUCCUGAAAGCCGUCCCUUCAAACGCUGCUUCCCACCACCCGGCGGUUCUGCCUCAGCACCUGUCCAUCCAGCAGAAACAGACCCCAGCCCACGCACAGCCUCCCAUCCAGACACAAGCACUGGUCCAGCCGCAGGCGAUCGUCCCUGCACAGACUCACAUCGUGGCGGCUUCGACAGUGCAAUCGACUGUUAUUGCCCACACCGCCACUACCCAUGCUUCGGUCAUUCAGACUGUCAACCACGUGAUUCAGGGUCCACAGACCAAGCACAUUGCUCACAUUGCACCUUCCACGUCCAGCCCUGUGCAACUUACCACUGCUGCUCAGCCUAUCGGCCACAUCACUGUGCACCCCGCCACCAUCAACCACAUGGCCCACCUGGGCCAGCAGCUGCCCAUCUACCCUCAGCCCGUGGCCGUCAGCCAGCCCGUGGUGAGCCAUAUUGCUCACACGAUCUCGCACCAGCAAGUGAAUGGAACCACAAACCUUGGCCAGCAAGCGGUGAUGGCCAAGCCUGCUGUAGGAACCCAAGUUGUCCAUCACCCGCAGCUGGUUGGGCAGACGGUCCUAAACCCAGUGACUAUGGUAACCAUGCCAUCAUUCCCAGUGAGCACACUGAAGCUGGCCUAGAGGGGAUCGUCCGACGGCGAGGUCUUUGUUGGGAACCUUUCCUAAACUCCAUACAUUCCAACCACGUCUGACUUCGCGGGAGGGAAGUGCAGAAAACGCCGAGUGGCAGGAUGCCAGGCUGGGGUGUCCUCCACCCCCCCGUAACCCAGCAGCGAGAGACGGGGCCUCUCUGCACUUGAAUUUUGCUAAUCCAAGAAAACUUCAAAGACAGUUGUUCAUGGUGAUUUUUUUUCCUUUUAUGUGUAAUCAGUGAAAUAUGGAUAUGAUGUUCUUAAGACUUUAAUUUUCCCCUUUUAUGUGUUGCUUCUUUGUAGAAUAAAAAUUGCUGAUCUCUUUAUCGAGACAUUGCGUAGAAUGGGAAAAAAAAUCAUAGAAGUCUAUAUUUAUAUAUAUGUGUGUAUGUGUGUGUAUAUAUAUGUAUAUACAUAUAUAUAUAAAUAUAACAUUUGAAGAAGGCCUUUUGUAAGGUUGAUUAUUUUGCAGGAUUAUUAGACAAAAUUCAUUUUUGGAGGAAGAAGACAGAGUGUCCUCUCUAAACAAGAAAAUUUAAGAUAGAUGGUUUGGUGGACCAGGGUACAUAUACAGUGACAAAAAAAAAAAAAAACCCCACGUUAAACCACGUUAAAGGUAUUUCCCGUCAAUAUAUUACAUUUCAAAAAAAACCAUCUAAAAUCACUGUGACUUGUUAUGGCAUUUUAAGGAAAUUCUCUGUCCUGUCUAAUAAAAGGAAAAAGAAUAUCCAACUGGACUUCAUUUGUUGCAGUUUUAUAAAUGACUUAAUUUUUAUAGCUAUGUCAAAAAAAAAAAUGUUUUUUAUUAUUUUAAUGGUUGACAGUGUUUUGUUUGGAUGGUUUUUUGGGGGGGGUUGGUUUUUGUUUCGGCUUGGUUUUGCUGAUGCAAUAACUGAUUUUGCAGAUCUCUGUGCACGGCACUCCCCCUUUCAGGAUUCCUCCUGCCAGUCCCAAGCCCCCAGGUUUCUCGGGUUCGUUUUUGUUUUGCAGAGGCAGAUAUUUUGCGCUGGCAUCUUGCAAUGCGUGUAUCUGGCCUGAUAGAGCGGAACCCGGACAAGACGACCCACGGGAAUUAAGUAGAUUUGCUGCAUGGGUUACUUUUCUUUGUUAGUUUGUUCCCAAACCGACCGCGUUUUAGUGUGGGAGUCAGUGGAUUAGAAAAGGGUUAAAUGUGCAUGUGUUAUCUGCCGAAGUGCAAGCAGUUUGACAUCUUUUUUUCUUUGGGGGGGGAAAAAAAGAAAAUAAUCUAGUCUUGUAUGGGCUAACGGUAUAUUCCGGGAGAUCGGUAUGUAUAGCUUGUGUCUUACAGCGAGACGUGCACCAAAGAACAACCCCUCAUCCUGAGCCACCCUCUGGCUCGUCCUGCCCGGUGUCAGGUCAGCCCUCGCUGCGGGCAGUGGCAAGCCCCCGCCAGAGGGGGGACGUUGUUGGGCUCGGCGGGGACUUGCCCGCCUGCCUGGGAGGUUGCUUAGGACGUGUUUCAUUGCUGAGUGUUCUGGUCCUUGCAGCGUUUUGUGCGUAGUACUGCUAUUAAUGAUCUCUUUUCUGUCUUCCUCUCUUUUUAAAAACAAAUGUUGGGCAGUCAUUAAUGCAGGGAAAAUUCCUGUUGUAGCCCGUGGACGUUGCCCUU
Egretta garzetta (little egret) is the source of this 3075-nucleotide messenger RNA. It is a transcript of the gene MNT, whose product is annotated as MAX network transcriptional repressor. NCBI's taxonomy places the organism in Eukaryota, Metazoa, Chordata, Aves, Pelecaniformes, Ardeidae. Gene Ontology annotation, biological process: regulation of transcription by RNA polymerase II. The transcript has 9 exons. Gene Ontology annotation, molecular function: RNA polymerase II cis-regulatory region sequence-specific DNA binding; DNA-binding transcription factor activity, RNA polymerase II-specific; protein dimerization activity. The coding region runs from base 1 to 1434 and encodes 477 amino acids. The record is from RefSeq and is a predicted model, not a curated record.